AUGUUUCGUGCGACAGCCCGCCUGCUCGACUGUCGCAUCAUCUUCUUCACGCGGAGUCCCUGUGGACUAUGCGAUACCGCAAAAGCAGUGGUCCAAAGUGUGCAGGCAAAGAGGCCGCUUGAAUACAAGGAGAUCAAUGUCAUGGACCCAGGCCAAGAGGAAUGGAAGAACUUGUACGAGUUUGACACUCCUGUGAUCCACAUCGACAAGGCGGGUGUAUCAGAGACGACAUCUUUCUCCUCCUUGAAGCUCAUGCAUCGCUUCACGGAAGACGAAGUACUCCAAAAGAUGGAUGAAGCCGAGCGGUCCUGA
Messenger RNA from Plenodomus lingam JN3, 312 nucleotides. The record is from RefSeq and is a predicted model, not a curated record. Lineage: Eukaryota; Fungi; Ascomycota; Dothideomycetes; Pleosporales; Leptosphaeriaceae.